Cantharellus anzutake is the source of this 488-nucleotide messenger RNA. RefSeq lists its product as uncharacterized. NCBI's taxonomy places the organism in Eukaryota, Fungi, Basidiomycota, Agaricomycetes, Cantharellales, Hydnaceae. The transcript has a single exon. The coding region runs from base 140 to 328 and encodes 62 amino acids. The record is from RefSeq and is a predicted model, not a curated record.
GCUCAGAAUCGGGCGAAGGGGUCCCUUGCGCUGUUUGAAAUGGUUUUUCUCAUAAAUAGGAAGGAUGCGUUUAUGGAGAAGAUUUCAGGGAAGGCUGUAGCAGAGGGACAGGGUGGUGAGAGUGAGAGUGAGAGUGGGAAUGAGAAUGGGAAUGGGGCGGGAGGGCGGAGCCGGUGUCGGGGGUUGGAGUGUGAAUGAGGAUGUGGGCGAGCGGAGUGCGAGAGAUCUAGGAGAGCUGUUAGAGAGUAUCUUCCCUGAAUAUACAGGUGGGAGAGAUAUGAACAAAGCGGCCAAGUUUUAUUUUGUGGAAGUUUUCGCAGGCGAAUAGGGUGAAGUUGACUAUUUACCCUCAGUAAGUUUUGUUGCUCGCUCUUAUCGAGGGGUUAGUGAUCCCGAUUUUGGUUGGUCCUUCUAGUUUGACCCAAGCGACUGAUACAAGAAAUGCAUGUGCUUUUUAUUGCUUGCCAUUCGCUGAAUGCCUCUGAAUC